Messenger RNA from Pistacia vera, 1097 nucleotides. RefSeq names its product 50S ribosomal protein L7/L12-like. Gene Ontology annotation, biological process: translation. The transcript has 2 exons. Lineage: Eukaryota; Viridiplantae; Streptophyta; Magnoliopsida; Sapindales; Anacardiaceae. The record is from RefSeq and is a predicted model, not a curated record. The coding region runs from base 152 to 712 and encodes 186 amino acids. Gene Ontology annotation, cellular component: ribosome. Gene Ontology annotation, molecular function: structural constituent of ribosome.
GGCAUAAACGUAAAAGACUAAUCAAUCCUCUUCUCCGUAGGGUUUAUGCGAGUUCAGUAAUUCUUCAACGCCAUGAAUGCACUCAUUUCCCUUCCUUCCAAUCCGAUAUUAAUGUAAAAGGAGUCUCCAUUUUGAAAUUCAAACCUUAAAAAUGAGGUACUUACGCUUCAUUUCCUCACAUUUAUCCCAAAAUUUCAAAUCCGUCCCUCAGAACCCUCGAAGUUUUACUACCAAUGCUAAUCUCCAAAUCACUCCGAUUUUUGCUCGAAAGUACUGUACUCCCACCCAAAAACCGUCCGAAAAAGUGUCCGCAAUAGUGGACGAACUCUCGGAGCUUACACUCCUGGAAGUCUCAGACCUUUCCGAAGUCCUUCGGGAAAAAAUGGGAAUCAAGGAGAUGCCGAACAUGUUCGUGAUGAUGCCCGGGAUGGGAUUCUCUGUGAAGGGCGCCGCGAAAGGCGGAGGUGGCCCCGGGAAGGCUGAGGAGAAAGCGGAGAAAACUGUUUUUGAUGUGAAGCUUGAAGGUUUUGAUGCGGCUGCUAAGAUUAAGGUGAUUAAAGAAGUGAGAGGUUUUACAGAUUUGGGGCUGAAAGAGGCUAAGGAUUUAGUGGAGAAAGCUCCAACCUUAUUGAAGAAAGGCGUCACGAAAGAAGAGGCCGACAAGAUUAUUGCUAAAUUGAAGGAGAUUGGCGCCAAAGUGUCCUUGGAGUGAGGUAGCCUACUUCCAAAUGGGAAGAAGAAUGGAGAAUGUUAAGCUCAAGGCUUUUGUGCUCCGGUGCUUGUUAUAAUCAGAAUAGAUAAUAUUGAUCUAUCAUGCUGGGAUGUUGCAAGUCAUGGAGAUCAAUGUAGAUUUUGUCAUAAUUCAGAACAUUCAUUCAUAAAACUAAUUCACUUGUUUUUCUGAGUUAGAAGAAGCAGAUCUGAGCAGAAGUUAGAUUUUCAUUUUUCUAAAACCAGCUGUAUCCAUAAUUAUUUAUGCUUCCAAACACCUUUUGUAGAAUUGAAUUCUGAUGACAGGUUCAGUUUAUAAAAGAAUCUGAAUGAAUUGUGACUCGUAGCUGUGCAAUAGUUUGAGUCCACUGCUACUUUUAACAACU